AUGUUUCAGCUGAUUUCCCGUUUAAACAAGUAUGGUCUGUGCCUUGAGCCUAUGAAGAAAUACCCAAUUCUAGAAGACAUUGGAAAGAGUUUUAUAGAUCAUGCAGCAGAGUUGGUGAAGUCUGGACAUAAAUUUGUGUAUGUGUUAGACAACAUUGACUGGGAGGAGAAGGCCCAUGACAUGAGGCAGAAUGUGCAAAACAGGAGUGUUCAUGCUGUGGCAACAAGUAUUGUAUUUAAUCGAGCUUCUGAUGAAGGAUUGCCCGAUUCUGGUCCACAGCAAAGUCUUAAAGAUUGCAAUGUCCACCAGCUGGUGAAUAUCAAUCGACUGGAAUCUGAGGCAAUCAGAAGCAGAUAUAGAAUACUUGUUGCCAGGCUUUUGUUUGAACAUUUUCCUGCUUUUGCAAUAUUCAAGCCAUAUAUACCUGGAGCCACUGAUUGCCAACAAACCAAGAAUAUGUCAGCCAAGUCAGAAGUUGUGACAAUGCCCAUCUUAAUGAAAGAUGAAAAGAAAUAUUCAGAAUGUGUGGAUGUAUUGGAUCAGCUUGAGAAGUGGACGGAAGAAAUAUAUGCAGCUGCUGGGCUAUGUUCCCCCUCAGAACCUGAUGAUGCCGCACCAAGCAUUGGGACCACAUCCAGACCUGAUCAACCAGCCUCACACGUACCACCUGCUACAACUGAUGAUGAUCCUUUACAUGGUGUAAAAAUACCUUGCUUUGGUGAUCAACUCACUCGAGUCAGAUUUGCUGGGGCAAAGGAUCUUAGAGCUGGAUGCCAUUCAGCUAAACAGAGACUGGAUCAUCUAUAUCCGUUUUGUAUUGUCGACUGGCACACCAAAAGAAGUUUUUUGAAGACAGUGUUCAAGAGACUUUACAAGAACUCCGGGAGAGAGAAAGGAACGCUGCGAUUCUUUAGAGAGAAGCUGAACCGACGAAAUGUCACUGUCGACGUAAAGCACUAUGAGGACUGUGAGCAGCUGUUUUACAGUGUUGGUAAGUGUUUUGUGAUUGAGGCCCUUUUGGAAUUUUUCCAAAUGGACGACACAAAACACAAGCCAGCAGCAAACGGUCCUCAUAGUGUUCAUGUAUUGCAAGAAGAAUACAGAAAGAGCUAUAUUGUCCAGGUGCUUGACAAAUUUAUUGAUGAGUUUCUUUUCAUUGAUGAUGAGGAUGUGUAUGAUGAAGAUGAAGAUGGAGACAACAUUGAAGAUGAUGGUGUUUGGAGCUAUGGAAUCAACAUCAUAAAGUGUUUUAUGCUCCUUAAUGAUUUCAAGGAUGCUGUAUCCUCAGGCAAUGGUGAACACCUCCUAAUCCUGCGAAAACAACUGCUGGUUCACUUUUUUGCAACAUCAGGAUUUAAUGAGUUCGCUAUUGAAAUGCUCAUCAAUAUCCUACAGUCCAAAGUGUUGCUCUCAACCGUCGAAGCUCAUCGCUGUAAAUGGGCUGCUACAGUGAAUUGGAAAGGUGGUGCUGGCAAAAAUAUUGAAAUUGAUCUUUCCAAGAAAACAGGAACUGUGAGAUGA
Dendronephthya gigantea is the source of this 1521-nucleotide messenger RNA. RefSeq lists its product as uncharacterized. The transcript has 2 exons. The coding region runs from base 1 to 1521 and encodes 506 amino acids. NCBI's taxonomy places the organism in Eukaryota, Metazoa, Cnidaria, Anthozoa, Malacalcyonacea, Nephtheidae. The record is from RefSeq and is a predicted model, not a curated record.